AUGUCCCAAGUAGCCUUCAAGGCCGAGCAAGCCCUCGGCCACGGCGACAACGCUACUACCGCCCAAGACGUCGCCAAUCCCGCCUUCAGCAAAGAGUAUACCGACCCGUCUGAGAAGAUGAAAGCGCUAGCGUGGAUGGGCAAGAAUAAGGUUGAGGUUAUUGAGGUGCCAAAGCCCAAGAUUAUAGAACCGCGCGAUGUCAUUGUCAAGGUGACUGGCUCCACUGUUUGUGGGUCAGAUCUACACUUGCUUCAUAGUGUAGUGGUGGAACUCCAAAAAGGGGACAUCCUUGGACAUGAAUUCUGCGGUGUUGUAGACGAGGUAGGAUCUGAGAUUACCCAGGUGAAGAAAGGACAACGCGUCGUGGCCUCUUUCCAAAUCGCUUGCGGCACUUGCUACUACUGCAAACAAAAGCUCUCCUCACAAUGCGAAAAGACAAACUCCAAUACCAUUGAGAACAGUAUGUACGGCGGCCGAACGGCAGGCAUGUUCGGAUAUAGUCACUUCACGGGAGGCUUUGCCGGCGGACAGGCUGAGUACACUCGCGUUCCGUACGGUGACGUCAACCUCCUUCUAUUACCGGACGAUGUCCCUGAUGAGAAGGGGUUGUUCUUGAGUGACGUAUUGGCAACGAGCUGGCACGCCGUUGUUGACACCGGCGUCAAGAAAGGCGAUGUGGUAGCCAUCUGGGGUGCUGGUCCCAUUGGGCAAAUGACUGCCGACUUUUCACUGCUCAAUGGCGCAUCACGCGUCAUCAUGAUCGAUGCAAACUGGAGGCUCGACUAUGUCAAAGAAAAGUACCCGCAUAUCCAGACGAUCGAUUACUCAAAGCUCGGGAAAAGCGAGUCCGUGACGAGUAAAUUGAAAGAGAUGUGCGACGGUCGAGGUCCAGAUAUUAGUAUCGAGUGUGCGGCAGGCGAAUAUGCGAAAGGCUGGGCGCAUUAUUUUGAGAUGAUGUUGGGGUUGGAGACUGACACGAGCGAACUGGUGAACGAGAUGAUUACAAGUACGAGGAAUAUGGGGUCGUGUGGGAUUACCGGUGUCUAUGUGGGAUAUACCAACCACUUCAACAUCGGGUCCCUCAUGGAACGAGGUAUCAGGCUCAUAGGCAACGGUCAGGCACCCGUGCACAAGUACUGGGAAGCCCUCCUCAAAAUGAUCCAAAAUGGUGAGAUUGAGCCACUGAAGAUGGUUUCUCAUCGCGUACGGCUCGAGGAAAUCGACAAGGUGUACUACAAAUUUGAGAACAAGGAGGAUGGCAUGCAGAAAGUGUUUGUCGAGACAAAGUUUUCGCAGCCUGCGUGUCAAGGUAGUCCGAGUCUGACCGUGUACGAUAAGCAUGGUCUACACAACGUGACGCCGGCUAGGACGAUGAGUAUAGGAGCAUAG
Lindgomyces ingoldianus is the source of this 1389-nucleotide messenger RNA. RefSeq names its product S-glutathione dehydrogenase. Gene Ontology annotation, molecular function: oxidoreductase activity; zinc ion binding. The transcript has 3 exons. NCBI's taxonomy places the organism in Eukaryota, Fungi, Ascomycota, Dothideomycetes, Pleosporales, Lindgomycetaceae. The record is from RefSeq and is a predicted model, not a curated record. Bases 1 to 1389 code for a protein of 462 amino acids.